Molecule: messenger RNA, 873 nt
Organism: Pieris macdunnoughi
Lineage: Eukaryota; Metazoa; Arthropoda; Insecta; Lepidoptera; Pieridae
Source: the annotation of a GenBank genome assembly
AUGUUGUCCCUACUAAGCUUUAAGAACAUAAUAUCUUCCAGGUUUUCCUUUGGACUUUGUAUAAAUAGUUCGAGACUCUUUUCAGGUAAAUUUAGCGAAUUCAAAUCAAUAGACGAUAGAUAUAAAGGCUUAACGGUUGAUUCAAAUGAUAUUAUCAGCAAUAAAAAUGACUUUCUCCUUAACUUACAAGAGUCUUUAAAAAUAUGGUCAAACAAUGGUAAAAGAUGCAUAUGGUUUAAAAUUAGGAUUAAUCAUUCUGACUUUGUUCCUAUGUUAGCACAGAAAGGUUUUAAUUUUCAUCAUGCUAGAGAUGACUUCGUGAUGAUGUAUAAAUGGCUUCCAACUGACUCUAAGCCUAAUUUACCACCGCCAUGUCAUACAAACCUUGGUGUUGGAGCACUGGUUUUAAAUAAUAUAGAGCAGUUAUUAGCAGUAUCUGAAAAGCAUUAUAAUUAUCCACAUUGGAAAUUACCUGGUGGAUAUGUUGAGAGAGGAGAAGAUAUCAAAGAUGCAGCGAUCAGAGAAGUCAGAGAAGAAACUGGUAUCAAUUGUGACUUUGAAUCAAUAAUUACAUUCCGGCAUACACAUGACAUGAUGUAUGGCAACUCAGAUAUAUACAUACUUCUUAUGAUGAAAGCAGUUUCAGAGAAAAUUAUUUUAUCACAAAGAGAGGUCAAGGAUUGUAAGUGGAUGGCCAUAGAUGAAUAUACAAAUCACCCUCACGUUCAUAAUUUCAAUAGAUUGAUAGUAAAGGAAGCUUUAAAAUAUAGAGAAAACUACUUCAAACUAGAUUUGCAAAAGAUAACUGUUACAUGGCCAACGGCUACUCGAGAAAUGAACUUUUUAGUUGCAGUUGGUUAUGAAUCCAAGUGA